This is a messenger RNA of Closterium sp. Naga37s-1, 1914 nucleotides long. The record is from the annotation of a GenBank genome assembly. Lineage: Eukaryota; Viridiplantae; Streptophyta; Zygnematophyceae; Desmidiales; Closteriaceae.
AUGCUGGACGGGGCUCUAGGCGAAGCGGCUCAGGCCGCAGCAGCUGUGGCAGGCGCAGCAGCAGCCGCCUCGGCGGUGAUUGGUGCGGUGGGAGCGGGUGGGGGAGGAGCGGAGAGGGACGAACGGGAAGGGGACGAUUUCGUACGAGGGGAAAAGGCGCGUUCCGGAAUUAGAGCAGAUUCUCCAGUCAUCUCCACGCUGACUGUAGCAGAUUCUGAUACAGAGCGUCUCACGUCACCUCCGUCAGCUUCCUUUUCGUUUCCUUCUCCUUCCUUCUCCUCCUCGUUCCCCUCUCCUUCCUCCUCCUCCUCCUCCUCUUCCUCCCCGUCUUCGCUUCUCCUGUCGUCCGCGAUUGGCGCCGUGUGGACGUCUGGGUUCAACGCGUCUGGGUCGCACGCUCCGCGACGGACGUCGGAGAAGAUUCUGUGGAGAAGUCCUACAGUGGACCACAUCGAACAGUGUAUCGCACGCUCCAAGACGCAUAAAGUCCCCGCCAAGUCAGCGACGAAUGGCUACCUUUUGGUGACGGCGAAUGGGGGUCUGAACCAAAUGCGAGCUGCGAUCUGCGACAUGGUGGCAGUGGCUCGCAUCAUGAACGCCACACUUGUGGUGCCGGAGCUGGACCACACCUCCUUCUGGUCCGACCCCAGCGAGUUCGAGGACAUAUUCGACCUGGAGCACUUUGUUGAGACGCUCAAGGACGACAUCCGCGUGGUCAGGGAGCUACCCCGCAGAGUGGCCCACCGCCGCGUGCUCGAAAAGUUCCCCAUCUCCUGGUCGCCGUUCUCCUACUAUCGAGAGGACCUGCUUCUGCGCCUGAAGAAGCACCGGGUGAUGCGCUUCCCCCUGACGGACUCGCGGCUGGCCAACAACGGCGUGCCCGAGUCCAUCCAGCGGCUGCGCUGCCGAGCCAACUACCGCGCUCUCCGCUAUACCAACACCAUCUCGGGCGUUGCCGGCAACCUGAUCGCCCGCUUGAGGAAGCUCGGCCCCUACAUCGCGCUGCACUUGAGGUACGAGAAGGACAUGUUGGCAUUCACAGGGUGCGACCACGGGUUGAGCCGGUGGGAGAGUGGGGAGCUGAGGGAGAUGCGGCUGAACAACUCACGGUGGAAGGAGAAGGACAUCGACGGGGAGGCAAGGCGCAAGGAGGGCGCGUGCCCCCUCACGCCCAAGGAGACCGCACUGUUUCUGCACGCCAUGGGGUUUCCUAAGAAGACGUUGAUAUACAUUGCUGCUGGGGACAUCUACGGCUCUAAAGGCCUCACGGAGCUGAAGCGGUACUACCCCAACACGUUCACGCACUCCACUCUCGCCACUCCGUUCCCUUCCCUGCGUUUUCUUGCCAUUCUUUUCAAUCCCUCCAGCGCCUUCUCUAUCUUCUUGUCCUUCUCCUCAACCCCUCGCCAGGAGCUGAAGCGGUACUACCCGAACACGUUCACGCACUCCACUCUCGCCACCCCAGAGGAGCUGGCAGCGCUGGGAGGGUAUCAGAACAGGCUGGCAGCAGUGGACUACACAGUGGCCGUGGAGAGUGACGUGUUUGCAUACACGUAUGAAGGCAACAUGGCGAGAGCUGUGCAGGGGCACCGGCGGUUCGAAGGGCACAGGAAGACGAUCAUUCCCGACAGGGAGGCGGUGGUGAGGUUGCUAGAUCAGUUCAAGGCGGGCGAGAUGAGCUGGAACGCGGUGCGCAAGGAAAUCCGGAAGCACCACAAAGGGCGCGUGGGGGGGGCUCACCAGCGGGAGGCUGGGGAGAAUCCGAAGCUGGAGGAGAACUUCUAUGCGAACCCCAUGCCGGGGUGCAUGUGCGAGGUGGAGAGGCAACCAGGGAAGGCGGUGAAGGCAUGUCGAAUGGAGGGCGGGCAGAGGAAGUGCAGGGAGGUGCCCCAGGAGGAGGAGGCGUACAUCUAA